Messenger RNA from Triplophysa dalaica, 822 nucleotides. Its product is annotated as gastrula zinc finger protein XlCGF49.1-like. Bases 1 to 822 code for a protein of 273 amino acids. The transcript is spliced from 2 exons. Gene Ontology annotation, biological process: regulation of transcription by RNA polymerase II. The record is from RefSeq and is a predicted model, not a curated record. Gene Ontology annotation, cellular component: nucleus. NCBI's taxonomy places the organism in Eukaryota, Metazoa, Chordata, Actinopteri, Cypriniformes, Nemacheilidae. Gene Ontology annotation, molecular function: DNA-binding transcription factor activity, RNA polymerase II-specific; RNA polymerase II transcription regulatory region sequence-specific DNA binding.
AUGGAAGACAAAACGUGUGGAAACAAAUCCCCCAAAACUGGACACAUUAGAACUCACAGUGAUGAGAAGCCUUUCACGUGUCAUCUGUGCAGGAAAAGUUUCACCUGUAAAGGAGACCUUAAGAUACACAUGAUGAUUCACACUGGAGAGAAACUGUUCACAUGCCGUGACUGUGGAAAGAGUUUUAAAAGUACAAGUCACCUUAAGACACACAUGAUGAUUCACACUGGAGAGAAACUGUUCACAUGUCAACACUGUGGAAAGAGUUUUAAAAGUAGAAGUCCCCUAAUAGGUAAUUUGAGAACUCUCACUGGAGAGAAACCUUUCACAUGCAAACAAUGUGGAAAGAGUUUUUCAGUAAACAAUAACUUAAAGCAACACUUCAGAGUUCACACUGGAGAGAAACCAUUCAAAUGUUUACUGUGUGGAAAUAGUUUUUCAUCUAAACCUUACCUUAAAACUCACAUGAGAAUUCACACUGGACAGAAACCAUUCCAAUGCCAAGAGUGUGGACAGGCUUUCAUAAAUCAAAGUGGAUGUAAGGUACUCAUGAGCAUUCACACCGGUGAGAAAUACUUCAAAUGUCAACAGUGUGGAAAGAGUUUGACGACUAAAAGUCACCUUAAGAUGCACUUGAGGAUUCACAGUGGAGAGAAACCCUUCACAUGUUUUCAGUGUGGAAAGACUUUUACACUCUCAGGUCACCUUAAGAGUCAUUUGAGAAUUCACACCGAAGAGAAACCGGUCACAUGCAUUGAGUGUGGAAAGAGUUUCAGAUGUAAAUUAAGCCUUCAGUUCCACGAGAUCUCACGCUGGAGUUAA